AUGUCUCUGAGAGGUCUGUUCAAACCGCAGCUUUUUCUAGGUAGGCCCUUGGUUUUGAUUUCCCCCCUCUAAAGGUAACAAAAAUGGUCAGUAUACAGCUAAUUCGAGAAAGGUUGUCAGAAAAAAUGCAUUCGACAAUCCCGAAAAGUAUUGUGCCUGGUUUUGAGUUCACUGUUCUUCAAAGAUUAGUAACUUGAAAGAAUUUCAUGAGAGGGACUUACGUUCGCGAUUGCUGAAGGAAAGUAACAAAAGUAGGUCCGACAGCUACAGUGUCAGUAACGGUGUAUUGAUCAUAUCCCAUAUUACCUUUCGGGAUUGCCGAAUGCACAUUUUUCCCGACCUUUCUCAAGAAAACUGUAUGAUGAUGAAUUUGUAAGCCUCUCAAACACUCAGCCACGGCGCCUUAAAUCUCUUGACAUGGGCAAGGUGAAAAUUUGUCGUCCAGAUACUUCAGUUAACAACUGGGGUAUUACAUCGAGCGCGAAACCUUAUUUAUUUGAAACGUCACAAUCUCAGCUGAAAGUAGGGUAGAAUCGUGUGAACAGUGGUAAAAAAAAAUACGCAUGUAUGCGCUUACAGACGAUCUGGUGUGAACAUCGCCUUGAUUUUUGUGGGAGCGUCGUAUGACUUGGCCUAUUAAAAUGUCUGGGAGCCUCUUGCUAUCGAGAUGUUCCAUCAAUUUCUUUUCUUUUAAGAAAAAAAAAAUCAAAGUAUUUUGAAUUCUAGUGGACGAAGAUGAUGACGGAUUUAAUCUCAUUCAGCCAUCGCUGAUCCAGCAGUUGAAGACCAUCCUAGAUCAGUACCCUGACGAUGGACAGAUAUUAAAGGUAAGAAAUUUGAAGACUUAAGGAAACUUUUAUGUCUGACUAUAAAGAGGUAUAAUUCCUUUUCACCUUUACCGUUUUCUGACUGAGUAUCUUCAGUCAACGUUGGGCUAACAAGGACAACAAGAAAAGAUAAGAUAAGCAUAGGUUGAGAAUGACGUAAUGAAAUAUGAACAGUGAGAUGAGAUGGGACUAGACUGAUGAGAUGGGAUGAGAAAGGAAUGGAAGAUUCUGAAUGAGAUACAUACGACGAGAUGCGAGGAGAUGGGAUGGAAUAAUGGAAAAAGAUGAGGUGAAGUGAAUACGUGUGAGCCAGGGUGAAAUCGGAUAUGCGAUUAUUUUGCCAAGGAGAGACGAACAGAAGAAAUAUAAGAUGGGGUCAGAUGAGACAAUAGAUGUUAGAAUGAUGGUUUACUAAGGGGCCGACCAUUUAACUCUUGAGGGGGGGUGGGUGAUUUUGAAAAAAAAUUUCUUGCAAGCGCUUGUUGGAAGAAAAAAAUUGCAUGCAGCAGAUGUGUAAUAGACAGCUUAUGGGAAAAAAAGGGAAAUAUCCUGCCCACCAAAUUGCUAGAAAAAAAAAAUUCUUGAUGACUAGAAAUCACCCACCCCCACCCUCAAGAGUUAAAUGGUCGGCCCCCAAGUGAGACGAGAUAAGAUUUAGUCAAUCGGCAAAAAAUCAAGAUGAAAUUAUCAGUGAUAUCUUGCAAGACUGAGAUGCCAUAAGGUUAAGUUCAUACUUUGUACAUAUCCGGGGAAGUGUGUGUGUGGGUUAUAGAUUACUUUAAGCUGCUUCUGUUUUAAUCUUCAUGUGUGUAUUAGGAGCUCAUCCAAAAUGCCGAGGAUGCAGGAGCAACUCAAGUGAGAUUUCUCCAUGACCUACACAGCUAUGGAACAGAGAAACUUCACAGCGAAGGACUGGGCCAGUUCCAGGUAAUCGUAAAUGUUGUCGUUAACUCUCAGAAAGAAUAGGUUUUUUGUCUUUUCGUCUCACUCUUUCUGUAAGAAUUCUUUUUAUCAGGGGGUUUUGCUUGAUCCCCUCCCCCGUUAGUUUUCUGACAGUCCGUCCCUUACCGAAGAAUUUACCCCCUUAGUGACAAAGUCACAGCUCAGUAUGUAUCGUCUACAAAAUGUCUCCCGGCGUCAUGUUCUAUAGUCGCAAACAAUGGUGGAUAUAAACCUUAAAAAACUGACAGCUAUACUAUUUUUUGCACUUUCCACCUGGUACAGUCGAACCUGUAUUAAGCGGUCACCCUCCGUUAAACGGUCCCGAAAAUGAUUUUCUAGGUUUUACAGUAAUUAAGAAAGCUUAGAAGUGGUCACAUCUAUCAUUUAUAAGCGGUCGCGGUCGCGGUCACCUUGUCCGAGGUCCCAACAAGUGAUAUAAUUUUCAUUAGUAUAUACACACUCAGUGAUCUUGGUGAUUUAAGCAAUCUGAUUGGUUCGCUAUCUCGGACUAUUCAACAAUAUUCACCUCCUUGCGAGUGGAUAAUGUGUGAGCUCGGUUUUUUUCCCAUUUUCUUAGAGAAAGAUCUUUUAAAAGUCGACAAAGUCCUAGGGUUUACUUUUUUUCAGGCAAGAAAAGACUUCGAAAGAUUCAAAACGGCGUUUUUCCAUUUACUGUUGUUGAUAGAUAGAUAGAUAGAUAGAUAGAUAGAUAGAUAGAUAGAUAGAUAGAUAGAUAGAUAGAUAGAUAGAUAGAUAGAUAGAUAGAUCAUCUUUAUUUAUCCACGGUACAAAAUUCGUCAGCUUUAAAAAUGCCUAAUACUAAUAUAAUAAAAAUAUUUAAAUAAAAAAGCUGCUUUCCACGAACGCCGUGCCUUACAGUUCUUUGAGUAAUCGUUUAAAUUGCCCAAGGGACUCUGCUCCCCUUAAGUUACAAGGAAGACUGUUCCAGAGAAUGGCGCCACUAUAGCUGAAGCUGUUUUUGUAAUAGUUUGUGCGCGGUAAUGGAACAUUGAGUUUAUUUUCAGAGUCCGUUAGGUUAUAUGCGACUUCUCGCCUUUCAAAUUUAGAACUAAGAUAGUUUGGAGCCAGCCCGUGCAGAGACCUGUAAACCAUCGUAGCUCUUUGAAAUUGUUGCUGGCAAGCUAGGUUUUUCCACCCUAGAAGUUUGAAAAGGUGAUCAGCAUCUACGUCAUAGCUUGAGUAGGUCAAAACACGGGCUGCUCUGUUUUGUAGCUUUUGAACCUUAUUCCGUAAGGUUAUCCCACAGUUUCCCCAAACAAUGUUGCAAUAAUCAAAGUGUGGCUGUAUUAAAGCUUGAUAUAUUAGUUGUAAGGUCGCCUGAGGGACAAGGUGCCUUAUUCGUUUUAUGGCCACAAUACCAGAAGCGACUUUCUUUGUUACUUUCUCGAUAUGGCCACUCCAAUCAAGUCUGUCAUCGAUGGUCACUCCAAGUGAUUUCGCAGUAGUGACCUGGCUAACUUCAAAAUCAUUAAUUGCAAAUGUCGGGGACUCUGUGAGAGUACUUAGCCUCUGCCUAGAUCCGAUAAGCAUAAAUUCGGUUUUAGAGUAAGUUUGUUUGCUCUCAACCAAUUGUGAACAUUUUCUAAAUCUUGAUUUAGAUGCAACUGAAUAUUGUCUGCAUUAUCACCUGCGUACGUAAGGUGGGUGUCAUCAGCGUACAUCCUCGGCUCACAAUUUGAAAGACAGUUUGGAAGAUCGUUGAUGUAUAACAGAAAUAAUAAUGGACCUAAAAUCGUCCCCUGGGGAACACCACAACUUAAUAAACAGCUUUGAGAGAGCGAUCCGUUGAUGGAGCACAUUUGAGUACGAUUCUCUAAAUACGACUUAAACCAUUGGUGCGCGUUACCAUAUAUGCCGUAAUUGCUUAAUUUUGAUAAAAAGGUCUCAUGGUCAACUGUGUCGAAGGCCUUUUUGAGAUCUAAGAAAACAACGGCGUUGAUUUUACCGCGGUCAAUAUUGUACGCCCAAGUGUCCGUGGCCUCAAGGAGAGCCGUGACAGUUGAGUGAAUAGCGUGAAAGCCUGAUUGAUAUUUACAGAUUAUAUUGUGCUCUUCUAGGUAGGCAUAUAAUUGAUCAUACACGAUUCUUUCAAAGACCUUGGCCAUAACUGAGAUCACCGAAAUUGGACGAUAAUUGUUUAAGUCGUCCCGAUCGCCUUGUUUAAAAAGUGGGGUGACCUUUGCGCAUUUCCAGUCAUCCGGAAAUAUGCCUUGACCUAGUGACUGGUUAAAAAUAUCACGGAUAGGAAUGCAAAUGAGAUCUGCACAUUCCCGAAUGAGCCUAGCAGAUAUCUUGUCAAAGCCAGCUGCCUUUGACUUAUUUAGACGAUUCAAAAUCGAUUGUUUACAACUCCUGUUUAUUCGCCUAGAAGAGGCCGUUUCGUGAACUCAGCGUUUCCUAACAAGAAAAAUUUGGCCCAAAAACGAAGUUUACUUAUGACAAACAAAUUUGAAAGCAAAUGUUUGCAGAAAUUCUACGUUUCAAGUAAACACGACAAAGAAUGCUACAUGAAGACGACGUUUUACCUCGAGGAACCGAGUCGCCAUUUUUGUCAGCACUUCAUGCGCAGAACGACACAACAAACCUUUUCGGCUAUAAACUUGGCCAGUCAACAGAAAACAACAAGGCUCUUCUUUUCUUCUCAGGUAAGGAAACAAUUCAAACUUUUAGCGGUUCCAUUUAAGUCAUUACGCUGUUGUUUGCGAAGUGAUAAGCUUGUGAAUUGCCAUGUUUGAAAAUUCUACAAAGAUCUAUUUUUAAACUGUCGCGUGUCUAGCUGACCUGAUCUCUCAAUCAAAUCGUACUUUUGAAUGGUUUCCCCUCUGAUUUUGUUGAGAUCACUUCGUGUGUAUAUACUAAAACAAUUAUUCUUUUCAAUCUCGGUGAAUAGUGGCUUUAGGAAUAUUUACCUCACCACUUCGUGGCUCGGUAAAUAUUUAGCCACUAUUCACCUCGAUUUCAAAGAAUAAUUGUUAAUUGUCUUCACCUCUAUCAAACAGUCACUUUGAGAAGACAUACCGCACUAGUGCAACAGAUACACUGUGUAUGACGUUUAGUGAUCUUUUACUUUCUUUCUUUUGGCACACGAAGAGGCGGAAACAGGUUAACUGGUCAAUUUGUUGUGGAAUAGAUAUUUCGCUCUUCCUGUUCCUUCAUUUUCUUGAAAAACUCUUAGGUUUGUCAAACCUGUAUUAAACGGUCGACUUGUAUUAAGCGAUCAGUAAGCCAUUCCUCAAGGGUAACCGCCCAAUACAGUUUUGACAGCAUUGCGUUUUCACUCCAUUCAGGGAGCAGUUCCUUGUGGCUGAAUAUGACUAAAUUAUGUGAUGAUGCUGCAAGUCAGAUUUGAACACAUAAAAAACUGGCAACGCUAAACCAUUCUGCGAUAUGGGCAGCACGCCCACUCUCCUAUUCGAACAUACAAAAGAAAGUCCUCAAGUCAAAACGUUGGCUCUGGGAAGUGGUUUUCUACGCAUGGUGUGCUACAUCUACAACCUCAGUCUAGAACAGUUUCAUAGAUACAUUCUCAUAACAUGGAUCACUUUAAUUAAUGUCCACUAGGGCCCAGCACUCUACGCCUACAACAAUGCCGAGUUCACCAAAGAGGACUGGAAAGGUAUCAGGAUGCUCUGUGACAGUAUAAAAGUCAAAGAUCCGAUGAAAGUUGGUCGGUUUGGCCUCGGUUUCAAAUCGGUGUUUCACGUCACAGGUGAGAUAACUAUAAAAUAUUUAUACUUCAACUGUUGGUGUUGUAAUUAGUGACAGCAAGAGUUGAGUGAAUUAUUCAAGACAGUUACCUGUUCCUUUAUGGAGCUAAGCAUGAGUAUAUAUUAUUCAAAGUCGGCAUUAAUUAACAAGGGGGUAAAUUUCACCUAUCGCCUCGCAAAGGUGAAAAGACUCCCUACGUUUUAUAACACAGUUGUUUUUGAAGAAAACCACCGGAAGGAGCGACAUUCCGAGGCAAUGAAAUUAUUUACAUAGUAUGCUUAUCUCACUGGGAGAAAAAUAACGAGUUUUUUGUGUUUAAUGUAUUGAGAACUGAACAAACCCAAAAGUUAAAUGCAAACAUUUUGACUUAAGUCCACAACGGUUUGAAUAUGGACAAAUUUCCCUGGAGUUAAAAUAAUACUUUUUUCUGUGUAUAAAAAAGUGCUCCUAUGCGUAUAGGUAUUCUACACCCUCCUGUAAUACCCUGACAUCUUUAUUUGUUGCUUCUUUAAUUUAAACCUGGGCGCUGAGAGGAGGUAAUGAAAUGGUAUCUUUUGUGAAAUUAAGGAAUGAUUUCACUUGCCUUUUGGUUAAAUUUCAUUAAUGUCCCUCGCCUUCGCACGAAAAUUCACUCGUCACUAUUUGAUCACACAUACUAACACUCAAAUUUCGCGCCAAAAUUAACAAUUAAAUUGUCUUCUAUGAUAUUAUACCCUUGACGUUUUCCUUCAUUUACCUUCAGAUCUACCGAGUAUAUUAAGCGGUUCACAGAUCGGUGUUAUAGACCCACACGAGGAGUACUUUACCGAAGGGAAAAUUCGACGAACAGGUUAUAGCUGGAAAAUCACUGACGAUCGUCACGUCAUGGACAAUAUACCAGACCAGUUUACGCCUUACAAGGGAAUAUUUGACUGUACAGAUGAUGUUUUCUCAAGAGGCUGGUACGACGGUACUCUAUUUCGCUUUCCACUACGACACCGACCCUCUGACCUUUCUCAGACUCUCUAUUCCGCUGAAAAGGUGCACACAUUAUUUGAAGGAUUCAUGGCUGACGCACACUUGAUCCUCCUUUUCUUGCAACAUCUGGAAUCUAUCGAGCUGUACGUCCGUGGGGAGUACGACGAUAAACCAAGAAAAACGUUUCAAGUUCGAAUCACAGAUGAAAGCCUUCAUUUGGUACAAGAAAAGAGGAAGGAGUUUCACUACAAGAUCUCCACUGGCAGUCUUUUGCCCCAUCCUGUCAAAGUAACCUACCCGAUCACGGUUGAGACUGUACACUUUUCUCAAGGCUCAGAAACCACACAGAGUCAUUCGUUUCUCGUAACCAACUACUUUUGUGGCGAGGAGAUAUCGUUUGAAUUUCAAACCCUGGCUAAAGAUCAAAGCCUCAGUUACUUACCCUUAGUUGGUGUUGCCAUGGCAUUACCAGCAAGCGUUGGCGAACGUACUCCAAAGAUUCAAGGUCACGUGUUUUGCUUCCUACCGUUACCAGUACAGAAGACAAGUCUGACAGGUUUGCCGGUUCAUGUGAAUGGCUUCUUUGCUUUGAGUCAGAACAGACGUUAUAUCAAAUCUCCAAACGCAGAACAGGAAGAUCAGGAACUAACUGACAAGUCCCUCUUAUGGAAUAGGUGUCUUUUGGAAGAGGCUCUACCCAGGGCAUAUUCAACGAUGCUGCUAGAAGCAAUCAACGAGAAGAGCUACAAUAUCCAAGAAGAGACUGUUUACAGGUAAGAUUAAAAUGUCUCCAUGAAAUAAAAUAUUUCAGUUACUUUAUUGGCGCAAAAGGUUAGAUAACACCUAGAAAUUGGCAUUGCUAUAGAUAGUUCUCCUUGGAAUGCCUCAUUCUUGUUGAAAGUGCAACUAAGCACUUGGAAUAGAGAAUACAUUGCUUCGGCUCGUACGGUGUAAUUUUUGGAAUGUAAGACCUUUUCUGGCCGCCCAAGCAGCGAUAUAGAUUGGUCUAAUUCAACACGUCCUGAAAUUCAGGGUUUGACCAGGUUUCUAUCACAGUGGUUCGACAUUAGCAAAAACUGUUGCUCUCAAUAUCAACAUAUGGUUUUAGUUUCUGGUGCAAAUGGUGCAUCAAUUAAUUACACGUUCUGAAUGCUGUAUUCUGUAGGGCUUGGCCUAAUAUUGACGCCAUCGACCAGAAAUGGAAGAGAUUGCAGAAUCCCUUACUCGAGAUCUUGUGCUCCGCAAAUUUCGUAUACACUAAGGCUAGUGGAGGAAAGUGGCUGAAAGUGGAAGACGCUAUCUUAGACAGACUCGGUGAACACCAGCCGAAGGAUUUGCUCGUCAGUGUGUUGCUUGAAGCACAUCAAAAUGUCGCUUCCUUGCCUGAUUACGUGUUAAAGGCAUUUACCACGGUCGGCAAUAAACCAGUUACCAAGGAAAUUACUCCCAUAUUGGUGAGGCAAAUCCUCAAGGAAAUUCCUUCAAGUUACAGGAAACUUGGGAGAAUGGAAAAAUUGAACCUUCUAGCGUUCAUCCUGAACGGUAUAGAUGAGAACUUUGUAGACCUAAUUGGACUGGAGCUGCUACCAGUAUCCAGUGGUGCCUUCAAAUGCUUUGCAUCCCUUUCAAACUGUGACGAAGCAGUUUAUGUCUGCUCACCUGAUCAUCCAAGGAAAAUGUUUUCUAGUCUAGACCAUCAGUUUCUGGACCAAGACCUGGAGGGAAAUCUUUUGGAAAUGAUGGAGAAAGUUGCAAAGAAAGGUAUGAACGAUACGAGAAUGUUGUGAAUUUACAUAAAGCUAUUUUGUCUCCUUCAGCUAAGACCAUCUAAGAGUUAUUCCACUAUUUGGCGAGUUAAAAUUACAUUUCGCUCUCCACUAAUCAGUGCUUUGAGUCGAGGUUCAUUAAAAAUAACCGAUAAGUUUGUUUUGAACAUACUCAGCAACUAUUCCUUCCUUUUCUUGUAGUGAAUUGUUCACAGGAAAACAAUAGAUUUUUUAAUCAAAUCAAGGGAAUAGAAAUAUGGAGUGUAAAAGCAGUCGGCGUGUGGUAGUUGUAACAUUAGACCAAGAACUCUAUUCCUUUAACCUCGUUGCCGUAUUCAAAGAAACAGGCAUUUUUUACUUUGACGGAUUCUACGCGAGCUGCGAUUGGUCGUUGCCUCUAACCUAACAGAUUUUGAAACAUCCAAAGCUGACGUCACAGAAAAACUGGCGCACUGUUUUAAAAACGUUAGGAGGCUCGACCGCAACUUCGUACCAUAAUUUGACAUCCUAAUACAUCAUAAGGGUAUAGCAUGCAAAAGUGGUAUCUACUAUACGUAGGCAUAGUCUUCUUUGAUGAAAGAGGUACCUAGCGUGUUAUACCGCUAAGCGCGCUGUAAAGAGCAGUAUUUGCGGGUGAUUUUAUUUCGUGACAGGAGCGGCGAUUUGUGUUGUUAUUUUAGCACAAUCUUCUGUUAAUUAAUGGAAAGUGCAAACAAAUAUGUUGGAUAGAAUCUUGUCCUGCGACUAAUGGCGCCUUAAAAUAGCCCGUGUAUCUUAAAAAGCAUUUCAGAUAUGCACUGCAUUGUUCAAAACUUUUCAAAAUGUGAUGUGCAUUUUAUGUGUAAGGCGAAAGUGAGAAGACAUUAUUACCUUUAAUGUUUGAAUAGGAUGUACCCAGCUGAAGUUUCUUACGCAAGAUGACGUGGCUUCCCUUCUCUCAAAAUCGUUGCCACCAGAAUGGUCACAAGGUGAAGCAAUUUUCUGGUAUCAUGGAUCGGAUUAUCACAACCAUCCAGGGUUAGGUUGGCUUGAGCUCGUAUGGAAUUACUUUAGAACGUACUUCACCACGAAUGAUGGGCUCUGCGAGUUCACUGGUCUCCCUUUGAUUCCACAUGACAUGUCACAAGUACCAAUCAGCCUUUCGAGACUUCAACAGCCUUCUAAGAUUGUUGUGAAAAGUCUCCACGGUGAGUUUCUGGAUGAAACACUGAUUCAUUCCUUGAAACACCUUGGUCUUGUUAUCAUUCAGCAGUGUCCAUCUUACCUUACCCUUCACCCUGCUGUCGUCAAUGCAUUUAUUUACCCGCCAUCACCACAUGGUGUCUUAAAGGCACUGUCGGCUUGCCCAUCGGUUGUAGGAUAUAACAAGCAUUCAUUGACAGACGAAGGCAAACGCUCCUUAAGGAAGUUCUUUUCAAAGGAAUCGUCGCUAGAACCCCAAGCAAAGCAGCUUCUCCGUACCCUUCCUUUGUUUGAGACACUAAACAAAUGUUUUGUUUCUGGAGAGGAGGAUCUUUGUGCAGCACCGCCAGAAGGCUCUUACCCCGUUUCUCCUCGUCAGGAUCUUAUUGACGUCACACAUGAUGACUCCAAGAGGUUGGCACGUCUGCUAGGCAUCAGAUGCUUCUCUCCUAUAGAAUUUUUUCUUGAAAUUCUAAUUCCAGAUGUUAAAGGAGGACAUUACUCUAACGAAGAAAUGGACAGGCUUAUGGGAUUCGUGAUGGAGAGGUUUCAAGUUUUCGCCGGCGCAGAUCCACGAUUUUUAGGGGCCAUGAAAUCUUUGCCAUUUGUGCCAAGCAAAAAUAGAAGGGUCAGAGCUAUGGACCUUUUCGAUCCCGGGAUUGAGUUAUUGAAACGAAUGCUGGCCGAAGAAGAUGUUUUUCCAGUUGGUGAACAGUAUACGAACCCCGCAGCCCUCGUGGUUCUAAAUAAACUUGGCAUGAAGAGUGAAAAGGAAAUUAGCGCUGAAGAUCUGUACUGCAGUGCCAGAAAGAUCUCUCAAAUGUCAAAUUUGGAGGAAGCAAAGCGAAAAUCGGAAACCAUAAUGUCAUAUUUAGACAGUAAUGCAACGAAGCUUCAACAAACUGUUUCAGGGGUAACGUUGACACAACUUUUGCGAGACGUUCCAUGGGUAUGCGAAGUGAACGAGAGGCCCUUUGGUGUUCCUGUUAGCCUUAACGCAACUGAAGAAACUAGCAAAGCCCACUUUUACAAACCGACGGAAGUGACAAGUGAAGAUAAAGCUAACCUCAUUGGAACAGUGAAGCCUAUUGUAAGAGUACAUUCUUCAAGUCAAUUGGCAAAAUGUUUCGGCUGGGAUAAAAUGCCAGAUACAUUGGACGUGGUGCAACAGCUGAAAACCAUGGUCACUCGCUAUACCCAGGAUAAAAAGCCACAUUAUAUUUCAGUGGUCACGGACAUCUACGCAUUUCUAGAUCAGUCCGCCGAUCCUGAAGUCAUCAAGGAAGCUUUCCGGGGAAUUCAAAACUCGAUCUGGAUUUGGAAUGGAGAUGGUUUUUCUUCUGCUGAUGUUAUCCUUGCAGCAAGGCCUCCAAUUGAUCUUGGUCCGUACAUUUGUUCUCUUCCCUCCGAGAUGAUGCAGUUUUCAAACUUUUUUUCGAAGUUCGGAAUGAGAGAGCACUGCGAUGCUCUGUUUUUUGUACAAGUUCUUCACCUGAUAAAACAGAAGUAUGAAUAUGGACCCCUUUAUCCGAACACGGAGGUGAAAAGAGAUCUCCAGCUAUCUGCAGACAUUUUGAAUGAGAUUAAGCCAAAAGCUGGAGAACAACUACCUUCAGAGAUUCAAGAAAAAGUCCUCAUCCCAACACACGUAGAAGGAGAUUCCUACGUAAGGCUUGCACCAGUUAAAGAUUGCAUGUACUGUGACCACGAGUGGCUAGAAGAAGUCAUACCUGCUGAAGAAGAAAAUCAUUGCUUUUUUGUGCAUCAAAACAUCUCAAACAGUACUGCAGAAAUUUUACAAGUUCGUACUCUUAGAAAUCAGUUAUUGGAAGCUGAUGAGAUAGGAGAUGAAUUUGGUCAAGAAGAAAAACUCACUUGCAGAUUAAAUAAACUUCUGGAGGAAUACACAGAUGGUUUUUCAGUACCAAAGGAACUAAUCCAGAACGCAGAUGAUGCUGGUGCCACUGAGGUCAGAUUUCUUUACGAUGAAAGAACCAACGAAGAUGCUAUGACCUGUCUGAUUGACGAAGGAAUGAAAGAAUGCCAGGGUCCUGCUUUGUGGGUUUACAACGACGCUGAGUUUAGGGAUGAGGAUUUUGAAAAUAUUACUAAACUCAACGGUGGCACAAAAAAACAAGAAGCCGAGAAAAUUGGAAAGUUUGGGCUUGGUUUUAAUACGGUCUAUAAUCUGACGGACGUUCCUAUGUUCCUUAGCAGAAACUACUUUGUGAUUUUUGAUCCCAACACCUUUUAUCUUGGAAAAGCCAUCACAAACAAGAGCAAACCAGGAAUAAAAAUCGACGUCAACAAGAAUCCAGAGAGAAAGCGAAGGCUUAGGAACCAGUUUAAACCGUUCAAUGGCAUUUUUGGGUGUGAUCUUCUUCUGAACAAAAAGGACAACUCAUUUCAAGGUACCCUUUUUCGCUUCCCAUUGAGAACUAAAGGGCAAGCUCUGAGAAGUGAAAUUAAACAAGAUUAUUACGGCCACAACCAAGUGAGGGAGCUUUUAGAGAUUUUCGUAAGAGGGGCGAAAACGUUGCUCUUGUUUACGCAAAAUGUCCGUCAAGUCAGCAUAUUUCAUUUGCCGAGAGGGUCAACAGAGCAGACACAACCAAAACUGAUGUUUCAGGUAACCAAGGCAUUAUCACACUCAGGAAUCAUGAGAGAGUUGUCUGUUCCCAUGGAGCUGCCAUUACAUCAGAACAAUGUUAGCACAGACGACUUACAACUUUUAAAACAAUGUAACUUUCUACGAGCAUCAUCGCAAGUUUUAAAGCAUACUGAGGAUACGAAGGAAACCAAUGACUAUUUAUUGAGGUCGGCGAUCACAAUCAACGUAGAAGGCACCCUAACUGAAUGCGGACGCUUGUUCUUUGAGGACAAAAUCUCGCUACAUAAUUCAUCCGAGGUUUGGUUUGUUGCCUCAUCAAUGGGCAAAGGCCAAGCGAUGCAGUUUUCAAUGAAUGACAGGAGCUUGCUCCCAGCAGCUGCAGUUGCUGUCAAGUUGUUACCUCAGGAGAGUCAGAAGUUUGUACCAGAACCUAUUGUCAGUCACGCCACUGGAGGUAAAUCGCAUCAUAACGGUUCAGUGUUCUGCUACCUUCCACUCCCAAUUCACAGUGGUCUCCCAGUUCAUAUAAAUGGAACAUUUGCAGUAGCUUCGAACAGACGCCAUUUAAAGCAGAAAACAGAAGACGACAAAGCCUGCCCUGAAGAUGAGUGGAAUAAUGUUCUGUUUCAAGAUUCUGUAUGUACCGCCUACCUAGAUCUUCUGGAAGACAUGAAAACUAAUGCUACUACGUACUGUUUUCACUCUCUGUGGCCCAGGUCGUGUGACAUAGAGCCAUAUUUUGAACCACUUGCGCGUUCGUUCUAUCAGAAAGUUGCUAGUGGAGGCUAUUCCGUUUUCUCAGAUGGAGACACUUGGGUGGGCAUCAAUCAAGUGGUCUUUCUGGAGCCAAACUUUCGUCAUGAUCAACGGGUUGGAGACAUAUCAGUUGCAGUAUUACAGAAGAUGGUCAAUGAACAAGACGUUGUCGUUGAUCUCCCAGUAGAAAUUUUACAGUCAUUUAUUGACUAUGGCCUUGCGGAGAAAAUCCAGUUGAAAGCCUACGACAGAAGUAGGUUUUUCCGCGAACUGUUUUUCCCAAACAUUGGCUCCGUACCGGCAAACAAACGAGAUGAAUUGAUCUUAUUUGCAUUGGAUGAUUCAAAUGGAGAAUUCGAUGAAUUAAUAAAAACCUAUGCCUGCAUUCCGGCUUCACCCAGUGGUAAGAUCCUUAAACGCCCAAUGGAACUUGUUCACCCAAACAAAUCAACAGCCUCGCUAUUUCAUAGCGAAGAUGAGAGGUUUCCGUUUGGAACUGCUGAGACCUUCUUAGAUUCUGUGAGACUUGCAAAACUUGAACAACUCGGUAUGAAGGCUGAAAGGGGAAUCACUGCAGAUGAUAUCUACCACAGUGCCAACAAUAUUCCUCAAAUGUUAAAGUCUUCAGAAGCAAAGCAGAAAUCAGAGAAUAUCAUGACGUUUUUAGACAGCAAUCCGAUGUAUCUUCAACAAACUGUUUCUGGGGAACCAUUAGCACUACUUCUGCGAGAUAUGCCUUGGAUAUCUGUAAUGGAGGAAAUGCCCUUUGGUUUACCAAGAAGUCUUUAUUCACUUGUUAACCAUCGAGAAGUCCCUUUCUACAAGCCCACAGAGGUCACAAGUAAAGAUAAAGUUAAUCUCGUUGGAACAGUGAAGCCUAUUGUAAGAGUAGAUUCAUCAAGUCACUUAGCAAAAGGUUUCGGCUGGGAUAAGAUGCCAGAUGCAUUGGACGUAGUGCAACAUUUGAAAACCGUGGUCAGUCACUAUACCCCGGACGAAAAGCAAUAUUACAUUUCAAUUGUCAAGGAAAUCUACUCAUUUCUAGAUCAGGCUGAAGAUCCUGAAGCUAUCGAGUGUGCUUUGCAGGGAAUUAAAAACUCAAGCUGGAUUUGGAAUGGGGAUGGUUUUUCGUCUCCCGAAGCUGUUCUUGCUGGAAGGCCUCCAAUUGAUCUCACUCCGUUCAUCUGGUCACUCCCCUCAGAGGUGGUACAGUUCUCAAACUUGUUCUCAAAGUUUGGGAUGAGUGACCGCUGCGAUGCGCUAUUUUUAGUGCAGGUUCUACAUGUCAUCAAAAAGAAGUAUGAAUCGGGACUCAAGUAUUCAACCUUGGACGUAAAAAGAGACCUGCAGCUAUGCGCAGAUAUCUUGAAUGAGAUCAAGCCAAACGUUGGUGAACAACUAGCCUUAGAGAUUCAAGAGAAAGUCCUCAUCCCAACACACGUAGAAGGAGAUUCUUACGUGAGGCUUGCACCAGUUAAAGAUUGCAUGUACUGUGACCACGAGUGGGUUAAAGAUAUCACGCCUGCUGAUGAAGAAAGACAUUUUUUCGUGCAUCCAAACAUUUCAAAUAGUACAGCCGAGCUUUUACAGGUUCGCACACUAAGAAAUCAACUGCUGGAAGCUGACGAGAUCGGAGAUGAAUUUGGUCAGGAAGAAAAACUAACUUGCAGAUUAAACAGACUUCUAGAGGAAUACACAGAUGGUUUUUCAGUACCAAAGGAGCUAAUUCAGAACGCAGAUGAUGCUGGCGCCACUGAGGUCAGAUUUCUUUACGAUGAAAGAACCAACGAAGAUGCUAUGACCUGUUUGAUUGACGAGGGAAUGAAAGAAUGCCAGGGUCCUGCUUUGUGGGUUUACAACGACGCUGAGUUUAGAGAUGAGGAUUUUCAAAACAUUACCAAACUCAAUGGCAGCUCAAAAGAACAGGAAACCGAAAAAAUUGGAAAGUUUGGGCUUGGUUUUAAUACGGUCUACAAUUUGACAGACGUUCCGAUGUUCCUUAGCAGAAACUACUUUGUGAUUUUUGAUCCCAACACCUUUUAUCUUGGAAAAGCCAUCACAAAUAAGAGCAAACCAGGAAUAAAAAUCGACGUCAACAAGAAUCCAGAGAGAAAGCGAAGGUUUCGGAACCAAUUUAAACCUUUCAAUGGUAUUUUUGGUUGCGAUCUGCGAAUGAAUAAAGCUGACAACUCAUUUCCAGGAACUCUUUUUCGAUUUCCCUUGAGAACCAAAGCGCAAGCCGUGAGAAGUGAAAUUAAACAAGUUCAUUACGACAACAACCAAAUGAAAGAGCUGUUAGAGAUUUUUGUACGCGGGGCGAAAAAGUUGCUCUUAUUCACGCAAAAUGUCCGUCAAGUCAGCAUUUUUCAUCUGCUUGGAGAGUCUUCGGAACCGAUGCAGCCUAGACUGAUGUUUCAGGUGACGAAGUCAUUAUCACAAACAGGCAUCUGUAGGGAGUUGUCUUUUCCCUUAACAUUUCCAUCACAUCUUGGAAAUCUUUCCAAGGACGAACAGUACCUCUUGAAACAAAGCAACUUUCUACGAGCAUCAUCAGAGAUCGCGAAGCAUACAGGGGAUUCCAAGGCAACCAGAAAUGAUUUGCUAAGGUCAGCGUUUACAUUUAACAUUACAAGCAACGUUACCGAACGCGGACGCUUUUUCUUUGAGGAUAACAGCUCAUUACAAAGUAUAGCCGAGGUCUGGUUUAUUGCUUCGUCUAUGGGCAAAGGCAAAGCGAUGCAAUAUUCGCGUAAUGACAGGAGUCUGCUCCCAGCAGCUGCAGUAGCUGUUCAGUUGAUAACCAAGGAGAAUGAGAAGUUCACACCAAAACCUGUUGUCCGCCAUGCCACUGGAGGCAAAUCACAUCACAACGGAACAGUGUUCUGCUACCUUCCAAUUCCAAUACACAGUGGUCUCCCUGUGCAUAUAAAUGGAGCCUUCGCAGUAGCUUCGAACAGACGCCACUUGAAGCAGAAAACAGAGGACGACAAAGGCUGUGCUGGAGUAGAGUGGAACAACGUUUUAUUAACAGAUUCUGUUUGUCGAGCUUAUCUAGAUCUCCUAGAAGACAUGAAGUCAAGAGCUACUACGUACUCUUUUGACACACUGUGGCCCAGGGAGUGCGACGUGGAACCAUGCUGUGAACCACUUGCGCGCUCAUUCUAUCAGCAAGUUGCCACUGGAGGGUAUUCCCUCUUUUCAGAUGGAAACAGAUGGGUUGACAUCAAUGAAGUGGUCUUUCUAGAACCAUACUUUCGUGAGGAUCAAGAUGUUGGAGACAUAUCUUAUGCCGUUGUACAGAUGUUAGUCACCGAGGACAAAGUUGUCGUUGAUCUCCCUGUGGAUAUUUUCCAGUCAUUUGUUAAGUAUGGUCUAGAGGAACACAUCCGGUUGAAAACGUACGAUAAGGGCAGAUUUCUUCGUGAAUUGUUUUUCCCAAACAUCCCGUCCAUACCACCAGACAUGCGAGACAAAUUGGUCUUACACGCUUUGGAUGAUGCCAAAGGAGAAUUUGAUGAGCUUAUUGCAACUCAUGCUUGCAUUCCAUCUUCACCUAAUGGUGAAACGCUUAAGUGCCCCGCCGAACUUAUUCACCCGAAAAAGGCAGCGGCCUCGCUAUUUCAAAGUGAAGAUGAAAGGUUUCCCUUUGGCACUGAUGACACAUUUUUAGAUUGUAUAAGACUUACCAAACUCGAGCAACUUGGAAUGGUGGCAGAUGAUCCUCCUUGGGGUAUAUUUGAAGAAAGGGCACAAAGUGUCGGCGUUUUGAAUGAAGAAAGUAGUAAAGCAGCUUUAGAGCGUGCCAAAGCAUUAAUACGUCUUCUGGAAAGAAAGAUAUACUCUGAAGCUGAAGGCAAAGUCCCCGAAGGUGUCCAAAAGAAUCUUUUGCAAGUCAAAUUUCUUCCAGUUUCCACAAAACCAGAACAUUUUCCCCUUUUCUGGAAAGGGGGCGAUCUACGUCCCGAAAAAAGAGCAAAAUUGUUGUCACCCGAGGAGGCUUUUGUUGAAAGCGCGAUGUAUCUUGUUUGCUGUUCUGAGCCGCUUGUAGAUGGUAACAUCUAUCUUUCUUCAACUGUUAAAAAGUUUUUACAGUUGGACAAAGAAGCCUCAAUUAAGCAUAUCAUCACCCAACUUGAUGUGGCUUCUUCGUGUGCAAUCGACGGUCUGAAUUCAAUGCAAUUUGAACAAAUAAAGACUACCUGUUUAGAAGCUUACAAGUAUCUUCAGGCAGCUCUGAAUAAGAAUCAAAUUGAAGAAGAUAAAGUGCGAGAAGUUUUUCAGGGGAAAAAAAUCAUUCUUGCCGGAAGAGAGUUUGUUGAUACAGAACAUGUUGCUUUUGAAUUGCCUGUUGACUGUUGCCCUUACCUACAUAAGCUGCCUGAGGAUCUGGCGAAACAGUUUGGCAAUUUGCUGAGAAGCGUUGGUGUAAAACAGGUGUAUGAGGCCAGCGAUUUCUUCACUUCCUUGGAACAAAUAAAAAGGACCUUUGGGGAAGCAGUACUUGAAAAGAAUAUUCUUCAAGCUGCCGUUCAUCUAGCUUGUCAACUGGGCGAGUGCCUUACAGAUUGUAGCGUAUUUGAUGGAAAACAACAAACACUUUAUUUACCUGACUCCCAAGGCAUAAUGAGACCUGUGAAUAAACUAUGCAUCCAAGACUGCCUCUGGAUUUCAGAUGAAAAAGAUGUUUACUAUGCAGAGAGCAUGAUUCCUCAACCGAUAUGCCUGAAAUUGGGGGUAAAAACACGGCGAGCAGAAGCAUUAAGCCGCCUUGCAGUUGGAAUUCCGUUUGGACAAAAGGAGAAGCUGACAAACCGAUUGCAGAGACUACUUCAAGCCUACCCAUGUGAAAAAGAAAUUUUAAAAGAACUUCUUCAGAAUGCUGAUGAUGCAGAGGCAACAGAGAUUUGUUUUAUUAAAGACCCAAGACAACAUCCAGAUGAACGUGUUUUUGAAGAUUCAUGGAAACCACUUCAGGGUCCUGCAUUAUGCGUGUACAACAACAAACCAUUUGCUGAAGCGGAUAUCAAAGGAAUACAGAAUCUUGGGGAAGGAAGCAAAGGCGAUGACCCCAACAAAACUGGCCAGUACGGCGUGGGCUUUAACGCUGUAUACCAUUUGACUGAUGUACCUUCAUUCGCCUCAUGUGGCGACGAGAUUGGGGAUGUUUUAUGUGUUUUUGAUCCAAAUUGCAAAUACGUUCCGGGAGCUACCGAGUGGGAACCGGGCAGAAUGUUCAGGGAAACAACGAAGUUGAGAAACGAUUUUGUAGAUGUUUUUUCUUGCUAUAACGAGGAUCAUUUUUCCUUACGAAACGCUACUAUGUUUCGAUUUCCAUUACGAACUGAGGAAAUGGCAAAAGAUUCUAAGAUAUCUAAUUCUCCUAUUACACUGGAAACGCUACAAGGGAUGAUGGAGUCAUUAAAAACAGAGCUCUUUGAAGUCCUUCUGUUCGUUAACAAUGUCAAAAAGAUUACAAUGUGUGACAUCGACGACAGCGGACAGGUGGUGAACUCCUAUUUCGUCAAAGUGGAAAUGUCAGAGGAAGACUCAUUGGAAAGGCAGACGUUUGCCUCCUACGUGAAACAAAUUGGGGGGUCAUUUAAGCAGCAUCCGGAAAGGUCACCCAUUCAAGCCGAGGUUAAAAAGUGUUCCUACGUUCUGACCUUAAAAGACAGCAAAGAGAACGAGGAAAAAUGGCUAAUUGUUCAGCAGAUUGGGUUUGAGAACCACGUGAAAGAAAGCAUAAUCGAAGCCUACAGGAGCAAUAACCUAGGGAUGCUUCCUCGUGGUGGUGUCGCUUGCUUAUUGGAUCGUAAAUCAGCUUCAGCACAAAGAACAGAGGAAAAGAAGAAAGUGUACUGUUUUCUCCCGCUUCCCAUAGAAACAGAUCUUCCAUUGCACAUCAAUGGCCAUUUUGCACUGGAUCAUGAGGCACGACGAAGCUUAGACUCGACUGGUGGCUACAAAACUGAAUGGAACAACUUCUUAUUGAGUGAUGUCAUAGCGUCGUGCUAUCUCACACUUUUGGACAAAGUAAGACGUUUCUAUAGUUUGCCCGUUUCUCAGAGUCCCGAAGAAAUUAGCCUCAGCCGUUGCAAAGACGAAUUGGCAAAAAAUAUAAAAGAGUACGAAAAGCUGUUUCCGCGUGCUAUCUCAAGCAGUCAGCAUUGGGCCACUUUGGUAACGUCCGUGUACCAGAGAAUGGACUAA
This is a messenger RNA of Porites lobata, 18980 nucleotides long. The record is from the annotation of a GenBank genome assembly. Lineage: Eukaryota; Metazoa; Cnidaria; Anthozoa; Scleractinia; Poritidae.